CAAAUUAUAAAUGACCUAAUUAUAAUGAUAUAGGUAUAAAGAGCGUAAAACGUUGCCUCAUCAGAACCAGUAUUGCAAGGACAUUCAUACAGAGCAGUUGUGAAUAAAAACCUCUAAAGAAAAAUAAACAAUGGGUUCAACGACAAUAGCGCUGGCCAUUUUCUCCGUUAUCUUCAUGAUAGGCAGCACGGAUGCCGCUACAGGUAGCUGCCCUCUGCCAUCUAAAAUCUACGGCUGCAGCCCAAAAUGUCAGCAGACCUAUGACUGUGGCAAUGGCAAGGUGUGCUGCCCGAACUCCUGCAACGCGAAGUCCUGCGUAGAUCUUGCAGCUGUUGGUGGCGCAAACAAUGGGAAGGACAAGUAUUCUCAGUCUGGUGGGGCUGGCGUGUAUUGCAACAAUCAGAAAUGCAGUCCUUUCGAAGUCUGCAAACUUGAUCCAUCUACCAAGAGAAUGAAGUGCAUGCGUGCUUGAAAUAAAUAAUUAAUUAUUCGUUUAGACUUAAGACAAAUCCAUUUUUAUUAGAA
Molecule: messenger RNA, 525 nt
Organism: Vanessa tameamea
Lineage: Eukaryota; Metazoa; Arthropoda; Insecta; Lepidoptera; Nymphalidae
Product: waprin-Thr1
Exons: 4
Coding region: 131-472 (113 amino acids)
Cellular component (GO): extracellular region
Molecular function (GO): peptidase inhibitor activity
Source: RefSeq, a predicted model, not a curated record